AUGGAAGGUGGAUGCGAGGAUGAAACGGCGGUGGGGAUGGCGGUUGCAGUUGUGGAGGAGGGUUGUGCAACGCCUAAGCAUGAGGGGUGUCGGAUACCAUCAGUGCCGGUGGUGUGUCCUCCCCCACCAAGGAAAAAACGGUGGUCAGCUUAUGGUAGCGGCGGAGGAAAGCGGGAACCACCAAAGGACGGGUAUUUCAGAAUGGUUCUCUAUCACCGGAGAUUUCAUCAUCAGGCGUUGGUCGACCAUCUUCGAUCAAUGGCACACUUGUCGGCCGCUCAACCAUCUUCCGUCAACGUUGCAAUCAUCGACAUCUCUGUCGUUCUUGAUCACCGAAACACUCCGACAUCUUCACCAUCAUAG
Lactuca saligna is the source of this 363-nucleotide messenger RNA. NCBI's taxonomy places the organism in Eukaryota, Viridiplantae, Streptophyta, Magnoliopsida, Asterales, Asteraceae. The record is from the annotation of a GenBank genome assembly.